GAACUGGAGUAUAUGGUCUGACAAUGCCAUUUGUAUUUAAGAGGUCAGAAAUUGACCUCUUAAUGUUUGAAAUUGGGGUUUUGUGAAAACUGAGGGUGCUUUGGCCUCAGGUACUUCCUUUGGCCAUUGGGGUAAUUGGGGGCAUAUAAUACUUUGGGGGCAGCCAACUGAGAAACUGGGAUUCUGGUUCUCCCCAGGGUACAAAGACCUGGGAGAAGGAGGUGAAUUGUCAGGAUCCAGAAGGAGGUCUCCAAAGGACCACUGCCAGUCAACUCUGAUCUCUCUCCUCUACCUCAAGUCAGUGCCGCUCCCUCCCUACUCCCCUUGUAUUUUCUUUCAUGGAUUUUCCCCCAGCAAGGCCCAAGCUCUGGCCACAGCUAGCCAGUGCCGCUUUCUGCCAGCUCUGCCUCCCAGCACCUCCCUUUGUCUGGGGUUUCUUUGUCUGGGGUCUCUCUUUGGUUCAGUUCCAGUUCCCAGCCUCCCCUCCCUUUCUCUGGGGCCAGGCUGCUCCCUCCCUCUCUGCGGGGGCUGAGAGGCUCUGAGAGGGGAGCCGGACUAGGUUGCCAUGGUCACGUGGAAGCCGCCAGCCGCAGCUGGCCCAGGCAGCUGCUCCAGGGCCUGGGCCUGGAUGCUGGGACAAAGCCAGGCGGCCUCAGCAACUACAGACCUGGAACCCCAAGGGUCUGAAACUGGCGGGGACUGGGACCCAGGAGAACCUCGAGCUGGAGAGAUGCUGUCCCCACCCCCUUAGGCCGGAGGGAUCAAGAGCUAUGGGGCCAGGGGCCCUCUCUUUUCUACUGCUGCUGUUCUUGGUGGCAACUGGAGAUGCUGACAUGAAGGGACAUUUUGACCCUGCCAAGUGCCGCUAUGCCCUGGGCAUGCAGGACCGGACCAUCCCGGACAGUGACAUCUCUGCCUCCAGCUCCUGGUCAGACUCCACGGCUGCCCGCCACAGCAGGCUGGAGAGCAGUGACGGGGACGGGGCAUGGUGCCCUGCAGGGUCGGUGUUUCCCAAGGAGGAGGAGUACCUGCAGGUGGAUCUACAGCGGCUGCACCUGGUGGCUCUGGUGGGCACCCAGGGGCGGCAUGCUGGGGGUCUGGGCAAGGAGUUCUCCCGGAGCUACCGGCUGCGUUACUCCCGGGACGGCCACCGCUGGAUGGACUGGAGAGACCGCUGGGGUCAGGAGGUGAUCUCAGGUAAUGAGGACCCUGAGGGAGUGGUGCUCAAGGACCUUGGGCCCCCCAUGGUCGCCCAACUGGUUCGCUUCUAUCCCCGGGCUGACCGGGUCAUGAGCGUCUGUCUGCGGGUGGAGCUCUAUGGCUGCCUGUGGAGGGAUGGACUCCUGUCUUACACCACCCCUGUGGGGCAGACGAUGUACCUGUCAGAGGCUGUGUACCUCAACGACUCCACCUAUGAUGGACAUACCGUUGGCGGGCUGCAGUAUGGCGGUCUAGGCCAGCUGGCAGACGGUGUGGUGGGGCUGGAUGACUUUAGGGAGAGCCAGGAGCUGCGGGUCUGGCCAGGCUAUGACUAUGUGGGAUGGAGCAACCACAGCUUCCCCAGCGGCUGUGUGGAGAUGGAGUUUGAGUUUGACCGGCUGAGGGCCUUCCAGGCCAUGAAGGUCCACUGUAACAACAUGCACACGUUGGGAGCCCGCCUGCCUGGUGGGGUAGAAUGUCACUUCAAGCGGGGCCCUGCCAUGGCCUGGGAGGGGGAGCCCAUGCGCCACAACCUAGGGGGCAGCCUGGGGGACCCCAGAGCCCGGGCUGUCUUGGUGCCCCUGGGCGGCCGCGUGGGCCGCUUUCUGCAGUGCCGCUUCUUCUUUGCGGGGCCCUGGUUACUCUUCAGUGAGAUCUCCUUCAUCUCUGAUGUGGUGAACGACUCCUCUCUGGCUCUGGGGGGCACAUUCCCACCAGCCCCCUGGUGGCCGCCUGGCCCGCCUCCCACCAAUGUCAGCAGCUUGGAGCUGGAGCCCAGGGGCCAGCAGCCCGUGGCCAAGGCCGAGGGCAGCCCGACCGCCAUCCUCAUCGGCUGCCUGGUGGCCAUUAUCCUGCUGCUGCUGCUCAUCAUCGCCCUCAUGCUAUGGCGGCUGCACUGGCGCAGGCUCCUCAGCAAGGCCGAGCGGCGGGUAUUGGAAGAGGAGCUGACAGUCCAUCUUUCUGUCCCUGGGGACACCUUACUCAUCAACAACCGCUCAGGUCCUCGGGAGCCACCCCCUUACCAGGAGCCCCGGCCUCAUGGGAAUCCGCCCCACUCUGCUCCCUGUGUCCCCAGCGGCUCUGCGUUGCUGCUCUCCAAUCCAGCCUACCGCCUCCUUCUGGCCACUUACGCCCGUCCCCCUCGAGGCCCCAGCCCCCCCACACCUGCCUGGGCCAAACCCACCAACACCCAGGCCUGCAGUGGGGACUAUAUGGAGCCCGAGAAGCCAGGUGCUCCGCUUCUGCCCCCGCCUCCCCAGAACAGCGUCCCCCAUUAUGCCGAGGCUGACAUUGUCACCCUGCAGGGCGUCACCGGGGGCAACACCUAUGCUGUGCCUGCACUGCCCCCAGGGGCGGUUGGGGACGGGCCCCCCAGAGUGGAUUUCCCCCGGUCAAGGCUCCGCUUCAAGGAGAAGCUUGGCGAGGGCCAGUUUGGGGAGGUGCACUUGUGUGAGGUAGAGAGCCCUCAAGAUCUGGUCAGUCUUGAUUUCCCCCUUAACGUGUGCAAGGGACAACCCUUGCUGGUAGCUGUCAAGAUCCUACGGCCAGAUGCCACCAAGAAUGCCAGGAAUGACUUCCUGAAGGAGGUGAAGAUCAUGUCGAGGCUCAAGGACCCCAACAUUAUCCGGCUCCUGGGCGUGUGUGUGCAGGACGACCCCCUCUGCAUGAUCACUGACUACAUGGAGAACGGCGACCUGAACCAGUUCCUCAGUGCCCACCAGCUGGAGGACAAGGCGGCCGAGGGUGCCCCUGGGGAUGGGGAGGCUGCCCAGGGGCCCACCAUCAGCUACCCGAUGCUGUUGCAUGUGGCGGCCCAGAUCGCCUCAGGCAUGCGCUAUCUGGCCACACUCAACUUUGUACAUCGGGACCUGGCCACGCGGAACUGCCUGGUUGGGGAGAAUUUCACCAUCAAAAUCGCAGAUUUUGGCAUGAGCCGGAACCUCUACGCCGGGGACUAUUACCGUGUGCAGGGCCGGGCAGUGCUGCCCAUCCGGUGGAUGGCCUGGGAGUGCAUCCUCAUGGGGAAGUUCACAACUGCCAGUGACGUGUGGGCCUUUGGGGUGACCUUGUGGGAGGUGCUGAUGCUCUGCAGGGCCCAGCCUUUUGGGCAGCUCACUGACGAGCAAGUCAUCGAGAACGCGGGCGAAUUCUUCCGGGACCAGGGCCGGCAGGUGUACCUGUCCAGGCCACCUGCCUGCCCACAGGGCCUGUAUGAGCUGAUGCUUGGGUGCUGGAGCCGGGAGCCUGAGCAGCGACCACCCUUUUCCCAGCUGCAUCGGUUCCUGGCAGAGGACGCGCUCAACACAGCGUGAAUCAGCAUCAGCUGCCAGUGACACUGAAACAAGAGGAGCCAGCGACACCCCCACCUCACUCCCCUCCUGACUGCCCGUCACCUCUGAGAGAGGCAGUGUGACUGCAGGUGGGCUGGGCCUGCCUGGACACGCUCUAUGUCUCCUUCCUGUUCCUCCUUCCUAGAAGUCCCCGCCGCCCUCCAGCUGGCCCUGUGGAUCGGACCUCCUGACCCCUCUAGCCGCUCUUGGGGAAGGGUGGGGCAAAUACAGGGCAGACACUGGACAUGGACUCUCGGAGCUCCUGGGCCCCACUGGACAACACUGGUUCCUGGAGAGGUGGCUGUGCCCCCAGCCUCUCUUCCUGUCACACACUGGACCCCACUAGCUGAGAAUCUGGGGGAGGGAGGAAGACAAGAGGGGAGAAAGCUGCUCCCUGUGCUUGCUCCCGCAACUGUCCUCGGCUUUGGGUUCUUCCUCCUCCACCACCUGGAGCACUGGACCUGGGGUGGCCCCUGCCCAGCCUUCAGUCACCCCAGCUUCCCACCUUUCACGUUGUAGCUAGAACUCUCUAAGCCUGUCCAUUUCUGUGAGUAAAUAUUGAGAUUAGGGGGAAAGAGGGAGCAGUGGCCUGUGGCCCUGGUGUUGGACAUCUCUAUUGUAGCUGCCAUAUUGGUUUUUCUAUAAUCACAUGGGGUUUGUACAUUUUUGGGGGGAGAGACACAGAUUUUUACACUAAUAUAUGGACCUAGCUUGAGGCAAUUUUAAUCCCCUGCAUUAGGCAGGUAAUAAUAAAGGUUGAGUUUUUCAUA
Molecule: messenger RNA, 4300 nt
Organism: Microcebus murinus (gray mouse lemur)
Lineage: Eukaryota; Metazoa; Chordata; Mammalia; Primates; Cheirogaleidae
Gene: DDR1
Product: discoidin domain receptor tyrosine kinase 1
Biological process (GO): positive regulation of kinase activity; cell surface receptor protein tyrosine kinase signaling pathway; positive regulation of neuron projection development
Cellular component (GO): signaling receptor complex; plasma membrane
Molecular function (GO): ATP binding; protein tyrosine kinase collagen receptor activity; collagen binding
Source: RefSeq, a predicted model, not a curated record